Molecule: messenger RNA, 1151 nt
Organism: Phyllotreta striolata
Lineage: Eukaryota; Metazoa; Arthropoda; Insecta; Coleoptera; Chrysomelidae
Source: the annotation of a GenBank genome assembly
AGGUCAUCUUGUCAUCUAUAAGUGACAGGAGUGACGUUUUACAAAAACUAGGAAGGCUAUAAAUAAAAAUACACUCCAGAAUUUUAUCAAAUUGUGCAAUCGUCCGCUUUUACAAGUAAAUAAAAGUAAUCUCGAACAUCCUACCGGGCAGACAACUAAUAUCAGCAGGAUGAGUCAGUUCUCUUCACCUAUGCCUAACAGGGAUUUUCUUUGGGACGUCUUUCAAAGGGUAGAUAGGGACAGAAGUGGUUUUAUCAAUGCAGACGAGCUUGGUCUUGCUCUUUCCAACGGAACAUGGAGUCCAUUCAAUCCAGAAACCAUUCGAUUAAUGAUUGGAAUGUUUGACAGAAACGGCAGAGGUCAAGUAAGCUUUGAAGAUUUUGGAGCGCUAUGGAAAUAUGUUACAGAUUGGCAAAAUUGCUUCAGAUCGUACGAUAGAGACAAUUCCGGUAACAUCGAUCAAAACGAACUAAAGAUCGCUUUAACGUCAUUUGGUUAUAGAAUUUCUGACAAAGUAAUCGGUUUACUUGUAAGAAAAUUCGAUAGGCACGGCAACGGGACAAUAUUAUUUGACGAUUUCAUUCAGUGUUGCAUCGUGUUAUACACCUUAACAUCAGCUUUUAGACAACGCGAUACUGAUCAAGACGGAUACAUAACCAUUCAUUACGAAGAUUUCUUAACGAUGGUUUUCAGUUUAAAAAUUUAAAAAAAUAAGUGAGAAAAUGUGCCACAAAUUUUCACAAUUUUCUUUGUCUACGUUCUUUUGCUACUAUAUUUCUUACAUAAAUAUCUCUCUCUAUGAGUGUAUUCUGAAAAAGGCCAAACGAUAAUUAUAAUAACUCGGUCUUCACAAUUACAAAACGAUAAACGCUUCUGUAAUUUAACAGAAAAUAUAGAUGUUAUACUUAUAAUGGUGGUUAUGACGUACGAUAUAUUUCAUACUUUUGUAUAUGUUUGUCAAUAAGUGUUAUGUAAACGGCAUUUAAUGUCUGUGAUUUAUUCUCUACUCUGUUGUUAAAGUAGGGUUUAUCCAUUAGUUUUACCAUAUUCCUAACUCUCUGUGAAUUAUUUCACUAAUUUUAGGCCUAAACUUUUAAUAUAAAAAAUUAGACUGUAUGAUAAAUGUCAACAUUACUGUUUCUUUUAUUUUU